UAUUUAGGGAGUCGACAUUUGGCUCCACCUUAACUCAUUCAAAAACCUCUUUUUCAUAAUGAAGAAAUACACUAUCUCCUUUUUCCCUUGUCUUGGUUGAUCACAAAAUUAUCGAUUUAUUUUGUAUGAAAAUGACAAGACACAAGAAUGCAAGAGAAGUCAAUUUUUUGGAAGAUAUCAGCGGUCCAUUCUACGUCCACAACGGUGAUGUACCUGGUUUAAUCCUUGUUUCCGAUCUUUUGAUCGGUUCAAAUUACAAGAGCUGGAGGCGUUGUAUGCUCACCGCUCUCACCGCCAAGAAGAAAGUUGGAUUCAUCGAUGGAUCCACCCCAAAACCAGAUGUGCUUGAUCCUACUUACAACUAUUGGAUGCGAUGCAAUAGCAUUGUGGUUUCCUGGCUUCGGAAUUCGGUCGAUCCAGAUAUACGAUCAACUUUGCUAUAUUUGGAAUCUGCCGCUCAAAUAUGGAAGGAUCUCCAUCAACGUUUUUCGCCAGGUAAUGCAGCAGCUCGCAUUUACCAAUUAAAGCAACAACUCGCGUGUUUAAAGCAAGGAUCGAUGGAUAUUCGUUCAUACUACGCCAAAUUUCAAUUAUGUUGGGACGAAUUGCAGGAUUUUCAGCCCAUGAGGGAAUGCAAAUGUGCAAGUGCAAAAUUUUGGUCGGAUUUUGAGCAACAAGAGUGUGUCGUGCAGUUUCUGAUGGGGGUGAAGGAAUCCUAUUCGGAGCUACGCUCUCAAGUCAUCUCUCAGGAUCCUCUCCCACCCCUUUCUAAUGUUUUGUCCUUGCUGCUACAAGAGGAACGCCAACGUUCCAUUAUGGAAAAGGGGCAGAGCAGUAGUAGUAGAGUGAAAAUGAUGGAAAAGAAGUGUUACAAAUUUGUGGUGCGGAACUACUCUGCCUACGAGGGCAUUGGGAUGGGGAACUGGAUUCAGAGCCGAGCAUUCGUGGUGGGAGGCCACAAAUUUAGACUGCACCUGUAUCCCCAGGGAAAGGAUCUGGCUUCCCACUAUGGAGGCCUCGCCUCCUUACUUAUUAAGAAUGAGAGUGCAACGAGCGUGCAACUCGUUGCUGCUCUCGAGGUGCUGGAUCGUCAGGGUUCUGGUGUUCACGCCGGAUAUUCUUUCUUUGAUGACAGAAUAGUAUACAAGCAUGUUGUGACUAUAGAAGCUGGAAAAAGGUAUGGGGAAAUCGACUUUCAUAUUGAAUCUGGUGGGUAUGUGAGACAGGAUUCUAUAAUAAUUAGAGCAACCUUAGGUGUUUUUGUUGAUCACCCCUCUAAGCCAUUGGAGCGCUGUGUAGUUUUCCAAGUGGGAGAUCGACGUUACUAUGCCGAUGAGGCUGUUAUAACAAUGCGAUGCCCUGCUCUUCUUUCAGUUUCUCAAUCCCAAUCCCAAUCCGACCACAUUGUCAUUUCAGAUGUCAAAACUAAUGUGUUUGAGGCUGUGCUCUGGUUUAUAUAUAAUCAAGUGAUUCACAAACGAGAUAUAGAAGCUAUUGCUAGUUCCAAUUUAUUUGCUCUCAAGAUUCUUGCAGCAGCUGAUCGCUUUCAACUCAAUGGUCUUAGAAGACAAUGUGAAUCAUACGUUUGCUAUGGCCAGGUGGUUGAAUUAUACUACUUAUAUGAACCUGUUUUCAAGGAAUUAUGGAGCUAUGGAUGCAAGCUGUGGGCAAAGAUGAAGGAGGUCAUGUCACAAGAGAUGAAUGAGGCUUAGUUGUGUAGAGAAGUGUUCAGUUUGUCUAUAUUCUUAGCAUUAUUUUUAGUUAGUCGUGUUUUUUUAUGACAUCUAAUCUCUUAUCAGUUCCUGUUUAAUUGUUUGGUCGAUUGUGUAAGUUGUAGAAUAUUCAUGAUCUCAAAAGUAUUUCUAAUCGCACUUGGGGAUUCAAAGUUUCUGCUA
Salvia miltiorrhiza (redroot sage) is the source of this 1895-nucleotide messenger RNA. Its product is annotated as BTB/POZ and MATH domain-containing protein 5-like. The record is from RefSeq and is a predicted model, not a curated record. NCBI's taxonomy places the organism in Eukaryota, Viridiplantae, Streptophyta, Magnoliopsida, Lamiales, Lamiaceae. Gene Ontology annotation, molecular function: protein binding. The coding region runs from base 126 to 1712 and encodes 528 amino acids. The transcript is spliced from 4 exons. Gene Ontology annotation, biological process: protein ubiquitination.